AUGGAGAGCUUGCCACAUGCGGUGACGAAGAUAUUUGGUGGGUCGCCGGGCUCGGGGGCUUCAACGCUGCACCUAGGGGGGAGGAACGAAGCUGUCCUGCAACACAAGCAGUCGGUCGACAUGGAGGCGGCGGAUGAGAUGUACGGCCCCAGGAGCGAUUGCUUCGUGUUUGAGGCCUACCCCGAGGUCAAGAAGGCCUUCAUCAGGCGCGUCUACCAGAUCCUUGUUGCCCAGUUGGUCCUCACCGCCGGCGUCAUCUACGCCAUCCGCAGCCUCUACAACAUCGAUAACACCAUCUCCUUCUCUGGCGACCAAGAUGCAACCCCCAUCAGCUGGCAAAGAUGGCGAAGCCGUGGGGCCGCCCUCUCCAACCUCUUCUGGUCGGGCUUCCUGGGAUCCAUGGUCACCCUUACCAUGCUCCAUUUCGUAGCGCGUCGCCAUCCCCACAAUCUCGCCGUCCUAUUCGCAUUCACCUUCUUCGAAUCGCUCCUCCUCUCAUCGGCCCUCGUGUUCGUCCCCGCGGGCCUCCUCUUCCGUGCGCUCCUCACCACCACAGCCGUCUUCAUCGGUCUCAUCCUCUACACGCUCGAAUCCAAGGCCGAUUACUCGUUCCUUCGAUCGUACCUCGGAUCCGCGCUGUCGAUCAUCGUCGUGGCCGGCUUCUUCCAGCUGUUCUGGCCCAUGGGCUCCGCCAUGGACACCGUCUACACCUGGUUCGGCGCCCUCGUCUUCUGUGGUUUCAUCAUCUACGACACCUGGCGACUCCACUUUCAGCUCAAGCCCGAUGAGUACGUGCUCGCGGCAGCCAGCCUGUACCUCGACUUCAUCAACCUCUUCCUCCGCGUCCUCCACCUCCUCUCCAAGAAGAAGUGA
Messenger RNA from Acanthamoeba castellanii str. Neff, 873 nucleotides. RefSeq lists its product as hypothetical. Gene Ontology annotation, cellular component: membrane. The record is from RefSeq and is a predicted model, not a curated record. The coding region runs from base 1 to 873 and encodes 290 amino acids. The transcript has 3 exons. Lineage: Eukaryota; Discosea; Longamoebia; Acanthamoebidae.